CAAGCUGAAAAUCCUAUAUAAAUAGCCACCAUUCUUCGCCCUUUUCGUUUUUUAUUUACUUUUCUUUUAUUUGACAAUCAAGUCCUUUGUUUUUAUAAAUCACAAAAUGUCUACGCUCUUCAAUUCAUUCAUCACUGCUUUAUUCAUCUUUUCUAUAUAUCGACCAUUUAUAAGCAAACUUGACAAGGUCAAAUAUAUCACACUUGGCUCUAUUUCAUUCUUAAUACCCUUUACUCUACAUCAACACACUCAAUCAAGAAAUACACACAGUAUCAAUGGAACAUUUACAAGUGAUAGCAUUUUAAAAUUAAGGUCAUGGAAUGAUCUUACUGUCCAGCUACAUGAUAACGAUAACACCUUAUUAUUAAACGACUCAUUCACCCUUUUAUACAUCACCAUAUUUACAGUCUCACUCUGUGGAUUGCUCACUAGAUGGCAUUUCCCAAUUACAUUUGUUAAGCCUAAUUCUAAUAUUUAUAUUUCCGGUUUAAUGCGUCAUGGAAUAUCAAUUUGUCUCGUUGUACUUGCUAUAUUAAGAAACUCCUCUAAUUACAUACUUUCAUUUACCUUGGCUUCUAUUGGUGGCCUCUGGUACUUGUCAGGCCCUUACCUUAUUAGAAGAUGGAAGGCCAUCUCUGCAUCUUUAUUUAUCUCUUCUACUGCUGCAUACCUCAUUUGUAACUCCUCAAAGCAUGGCUUCUUCCACGCUUUGUCCUAUCAACACGCUUUGGCCUUUACUGCUCUCUUGGUCAUCGUCUGUAACGUCAUGGAUCAUCUCGACGCCAUCUUGAACACAUAUCCUCACUUGAUUACCUGCGACAAAGAUAAGCAAGCCAAGCUUCAAAACCCUUUAACCACUAUCUACUGGGUGGCCAUCUUUAGACUCGUCUUGAACAUGCCCUCUGAAUCCGACCUUCACACAGGCCCUAUUGAGGAUUUAAACACCGCUAUUCGCGCUCUUGGUCCUGCAUCCCGCUCAUGGAAGACCAUGGCUGCCCUGUUCCCUGCUAACCUUCGUCAAGACCUCUGUCUCCUUUACUCCUUCUUCCGUACUGCCGAUGAUUUGGUUGAUGAUGCUCCUACUCCUGAACAGUGUGAGCAAAACCUGGUAACCAUCCGAAAGUUCCUUCGUGAUGUCUUUACCGAAGCAUCCGAAAAGGAAGACCGUGUUGUAGCCACCACAAGUGAUGACUUAUCUGUACCUUCACAUGUUAACUGGGAUUACUACGCCUCAAUGCUUCCUAAUGAUGAUGUAUUGGCCAUCUUUAGAAAUUUUGCUCGUAUCUCUCAUUACCUUUGUCCUCGUGCCAUGUUUGAACUCACAGAAGCCUGGGAGCUCGAUCUUCGUGGAAAGCCUAUCAAAAAGCAAUCAGACUUACUUCGUUAUGCUGCUUUAAUCUCUGGUACCUUUGGUGAGCUCUGCACUUGUGUCAUUAUGUACAAGACUGGUCGCGGUAACUGGGGUGGUCGAGAUAAGACUGCUCGUAACGAAGACGUCUUGUCUAGAGCAAGAGCUACUGGUCAAUGCCUGCAACUGAUCAAUAUUGCUCGUGAUAUCAUUGCUGACAGUCUCGUGGGUCGCUGCUACGUACCUCUUCAAUACAUGCCUCAUCCUCCUCAAGCUAUCUAUCAACUUUUGAAAUUCGCUAGAAAUCCUAUGCAAGUAGGAGAAGGCACACUCAAAUCAUUUGCUAUCCGUAUCCUGAACUUGGCCGAUCAAAUCUCUGACAAGGCUCAAAGGGGAAUCGAUGGCUUACCUGAGGAAGUGCAAGAUAGUAUCCGUGCUGCUUUUGAAAUUUAUACUGCCAUUGGUCCCACUCUCCGUAAUGAUCCUGGCUUUCCUAUUCGCGCCAAGGUUCCCAAGCGUCAACAACAAUGGAUCGCACUUCGUUGUAUCUACGGUUUCCGUGGCCCUGUCGCCCGCGCAAUCGCUUCUGCUUACUAUCAAGCCGUAUCUGCUUACUUUGGUACCUUUGAUCGCCUAUCCGCAGCAAGGACUGCAACCAAGUCUUACUGAAUUAUUUAAAAACUUUUAAUAUCAUCAUUGUACACAGUUUAUAACUCUUAUAUUAUUUUUUCUUCAUUUUGUAUAUCCCAUCUUAUUUGUCUAUAUAUUUAUAUAUAAAGAAAGCCUAUCUUUUUUUUUUUUUUUUUUU
This is a messenger RNA of Rhizopus microsporus ATCC 52813, 2156 nucleotides long. Its product is annotated as terpenoid synthase. Lineage: Eukaryota; Fungi; Mucoromycota; Mucoromycetes; Mucorales; Rhizopodaceae. The coding region runs from base 107 to 2017 and encodes 636 amino acids. The record is from RefSeq and is a predicted model, not a curated record. The transcript has 2 exons. Gene Ontology annotation, biological process: biosynthetic process. Gene Ontology annotation, molecular function: geranylgeranyl diphosphate synthase activity.